Salpingoeca rosetta is the source of this 1221-nucleotide messenger RNA. RefSeq lists its product as uncharacterized. NCBI's taxonomy places the organism in Eukaryota, Choanoflagellata, Craspedida, Salpingoecidae. Gene Ontology annotation, molecular function: protein binding. The record is from RefSeq and is a predicted model, not a curated record. Bases 1 to 1221 code for a protein of 406 amino acids. The transcript has a single exon.
AUGAACGGCGCGUGGGUGAUUGUGGUUGCGGUCCUGUGUGUUCAGCAUGCUUUAAUCAGUGUGUGCUUUGCCGAGGUGUUCAUGGUGCAGGACAAGUACGGGGCGCUGCACGUCAACACAACCAACCCGGCCAACGACUCCGUGUCCUUCAACGGCGUUGAUCUGGGGGAGAUGGCAUCAUUGGCGCAACAGCAAAGCAUCGCCAUCCAAGCCCUGGAAGCCAAACUUGAGCAGCAGGAGCGCCUCACCUGCUUCCUUCGUCGCCUGGCAGCGGACACCACUACCAUGGCUGGCGUUGGAACCGGCAACCAGGAUUGGAUGGGCGGCACCCUGGCCAACAACGGGCUCAUCUACGGCACGCCCUUCCGCUCCACGUCCGUGCUCAUCAUUGACCCGAAAACAAACACCGCCGACACCACCACCAUCACCGGCCUGGGCGCAGGCGCCAAGUGGGGUGGGGGUGUGCUUGCAAGCAACGGCUUGGUUUACGGCUUUCCGCACGACGCCACCUCGGUUCUCGUCAUCGACCCUACCACCAACAGCGCAGACACAGCGACGCUCGGGGGGCUGCCGGCCGGUGGCGGCAAGUGGCUGAGCGGCGUGGGCGCGGACAACGGCCUCAUCUACGGCAUCCCGUGGUCCUCUUCAUCCGUGCUGAUUGUUGACCCCGUCGCCAACUCGCUCGACAACACCACCAUCGCCGGGGUUGGAAAUGGCGUGCUUCAGUGGCACGGCGGCGUGCAGGCGCCCAACGGCCUCAUCUACGGCAUCCCCCGCAACGCCGAGGCCGUCCUCAUCAUCGACCCAGCAACCAACACGGCCGACACCACCAGCAUCUCUGGUCUGAUGGGCGUUGACAAGUGGCACGCGGGCCUCCUCGCACCCAGCGGCCUCAUCUACGGCGUGCCCAUGAGCAGCUCGUCGCUGCUCAUCAUUGAUCCCGCCCGCAACAUCGCCGACACCACCUCCAUCACCGGGUUCGCCGGCGGCGGGCAGUGGUUCGAUGGCGUGCUCACGGACACGGGCCUGAUUUUCGGCAUUCCCAACAACGCCGAGGACAUUCUCAUCUUCGACACGGCCACCAACACCACGGACACGACGUCGCUCACCGUCCCGGCCGGCAGCGGCAAGUGGUGGGGCGGCGCAGUCGCCACCAACGGCCUCAUUUACGCAAUGCCUUUCUCGCACCAAAAUGUCCUCAUCAUCGACCCGGGCUGUUAG